Messenger RNA from Lymnaea stagnalis (great pond snail), 8881 nucleotides. The record is from the annotation of a GenBank genome assembly. Lineage: Eukaryota; Metazoa; Mollusca; Gastropoda; Lymnaeidae.
UGUAACAAUUUUUUUGCGCUUUAUAUCAUUUUGAAGCAGUACAGCUAUUUUGCUACUUAAAAAUUUACGAGAUAAAUAAAUUAGUUCAACGAAAUAUAAAAAAACCUUAUUAAAGACUUGGAAACUUAAUUUUGAUAGAAAAAAUAAACAUUUUUUUAAGAGCCGAUACGCAAUGUUAUUGAUUUAUAUUUUGAAGUUGAACGGAAGCGGAUACAAUUGAUAAUAAACAAGAUGGCAGCGCUCAGGCAGUACUCUCCGAUUGUGAAUGACAUUCAUCGUACUUUUUUAACUUCGUUGUCAGCAAUUCAGUUUAGACAUCUGCGUUCGUCUACAGGACAUAGGCAAACUGAAAGAAAUGAACGCGAAUUAAAUGGUAUAAAAUUACCCCCUACACACAUACCUUAAUUAAGCAAACCUUGUAAUAAUCUCAGUAAAACGUUAAAACGGCAACAGCCAGCCGUUUUGUCUUUCUUCUUUCAGGAAUCACUUUCUUUCUAAUUUUUACCAACAUAUUAUCAAACGCUAAAACUAAAAGGUUUACCAUUUUUUUAUGUGUGGUGGGGAUUGGUGCAAAGAAAUGUUGGUAAAUUUGGAGAGAUAGCACCGUAAUCCGCGAACUUAUAAUAACUUAAAUGUAUCCCAGAACCCUAAAUCUAUCCCUAAACCUAACCUGAACCCUUAACUUAUCCCUAAGCUGGGUUUUGACCCUAUCGGAACCAUGGACAAAACACGCAAAUAAUGACAUGGUGCUAUCUCUCCAAAUUAGACAAAAUGUUAUGUAACCAUUUUUUUUAUGACGCCAUGACUGUAAUAACUUCAUGUCAUAACAACAGUUUUCUUACCACAGCACAGUUUGAGUGUGUAAAUGUAGCCACACACAUAAUUUAGUUGAGGGAACGGAGCAUCUAUCGGGUGAAGGGGGGAUGACCGCAGGUCAUGAGACUUCUGCCGAAUAACUAUAACUAGAGGGAUAUAAUAUGGUACCUUCGUUCACCACAAAAUUUGCUUACCAGCUGACAUUAUUUCAUAAUUAAAUUUGAUAAUUUUAACAUUUUAUUCCUAUUUUUGUUUCUCUCAUCAAACAGCUAAACCAGCACAUUCUCUCCCUUUCCCCUCCACGUUUUAGCAGGUGUGUGUUUUUUUUACACGACCUCCACCUUAGUUGCUAUGACCCGUCACUGUUCAUGGCUACCAUGGGAAAUGUCAUGGCGCGAAUUGCAUAAAUAAAGUGAUCAAAUUAGUUUAAUUAACCUAGGCCUAGAUUAAUUAGUAGGUACUUAGGUGCAAAAAAAAUUAAAUAAACAUUUCAGUUGUAUUGUUUGCCAGAAGUGCAGUUGACUCUUUCCAUUUAUUCUUCAGUUUUAGCUUGAGUCUUGCCCAAACUAAAUGGUGAUCAAAUAUAACAUCAGCUCCUCUUUUUGUUUGUACAUCUUGUAAAUAUAUGAUCAGUUUGGUCAGGGGUGCCACUUUUCCGGGUUAUCCCGGAAUUCCGGAUUCGUGAGGCUAAAUAUUUUUCAAUUCCAGAUUCGCAAUCUCUCAUUCCGGAUUCACCAGUUCAAUUUAUUCACAUACGGAUUCUGUCUGGGUUUUUUUUAAAUCAAUGUGUAAAACAAUGCACGAAAAACCUGGAAAAUUCCUUGAAAAUGGAAGUUAAUCGCCGAUCUCGUCUAUUUUUAGCCUUUCUAUUGCUAGAGAGCUAAUGGUUUCCCCUUGCGCAUGCGUUUUGAGCUUUACACGUUUCGAGUACCGUACUACUUCGAUAGACCAGAAAUAUUUAUUUUCUGUUCACAUCGCCGAUCAAGAGAAAUUUGAAGUGUUUGGGUAAGCAAAGUGUAAAAUUUAGUAAAUAUCAUUUUAAUUUAGUUUUAAAUUGAUGGGUAACCAUUAUCAUAAAAAGAAAACUACUUGUCCAAGCGUUGUCUAACAAGACUAAGCUUAGCGUACUUUAUGUUUUACUGUAUGCAGGCGACAUGUAUUUUUUUAUUAGAAGAGCUAUGCGCGUUUAACUUUUUUUAAAAGACUUUUUAAGUUAACUUUACAUUUAAUUACGGAGUAAGCCUUCUAAUUUUAAAUAGGCUAAUAUGAUUAAUUUAUUUUUAUCUGUUCAGUAGUGAGCCUGACAUAACUGUAUUUAGUUAGUCUUUAUUUAUUAGUUAUGCACUCCUGUUUUCUGACUCUGGUUAUACUUUACGGCACAGUAAUUCUAAUGUUACUAUUAUUCAUAAUUAUAAUGCUCUGUAUUACCGUAGCCGUAGUUUAGUACUGGUAUAAUAUAGUCUAUAUUAUUAUUAUGUAUGCCUUACUAUAAAUUAUAAAUCUAAUAUGAUAAUAUAUUUUAUUUUGUUUCACUAUUCAGGAUCUAGGCUCAAUAAAAUAAUGUGAUGCCAAACAGUUCCUUUAACUUUAAAGAACUGAUGGGCAUUACAGUUAAGCAAUCAUGAUUGAAUAAGUAUAAGUCAUCAAAAUCAAUGCUAUACUAUGCUGGAAAUAUUGAUAUCAAGUAUUCAAGGGGAAAAUGUCUGAGUCAAUCAUCUGAUGAUACCAGCUUUAUCACCCAUCUUAGGUGUCCACUUCUGUAACUUCUCAAUUUAUGAAAUUUAUGUGUCAAACUAUGAAACUCUCACACUGGGGAGAUUUUAUAGACACUAAAGUUUGUUGACUCAAACUAUUUUCAUCAAAAAGAAGAUAACAUGAACUCCAUUUAAGAAAAGAUGCUUUCCACUUGUCGUAGCUAUACGUUUGUUUUAUAUGGCCAGAUAACACACUGCAAUUGCAAAAGUUGACUUUUCAAGUCUAAGUAAAUUGAAAAAUUGCUAAUGCUAGGAAAUUUAAUAAAUAUUUACAUGUAUACACCUUAAUUGUUUAAUUUUGUUCAUUUGUGAUGUAUCUCAAUGUUUUAUUUGAUAAUUUCAUGCUUGUUUUUAUUUUAAUCAACAAAAAUGCUGCAUUGCGAUAAUCCGGAAUUUUGAGUUUCAUUAAGUUUCAGGGAUUGAAAAAUUUGUAAAUGAAGUUUCAGGUUUCAAGAAAUUGUUAGAAAGGGAUUUCAGGGCUCAUAGCUUUCAUUGAGUGGCACCCCUGAGUUUGGUUUUGUGUUUUGUUGUCAGGGGACACCCAAGUUACCUUGUGGAUAUUCCUAUGCUGGAAUUCGCUGCUCCCAAUAAUGAACUCAUUUGCCGUGCAGAAAUUUGCCAGUCUUUCACCGUUUUCAUUUCUCCCUUUUAUACCAUGCCGCCCCAUAAUUUCUUCAUAUCCUGUUUUCUUUUCCAAUAUUAGCAUUUAGAUCUCAUAUUAAGAUAUUUAAUCUCUAUCUUGAAAUAUUUCCAGUAUGGCUUGUAGUCUAUUGUAGAAAGCUUCCUUUUCGUCUUCCUUACAAUCGUUUGUGGGUGCAUAGCACUGCAUUCCAUUCAUAUUAUUUUCUUCUCUUCAUUUGGAAAAUUGCUAUAAUAAUUCUUGGACCAUGGGCUUCCCAUCCUAUCAAUUUUCUCCUCAUAACCUAUAUAUAUUAGUGUUUCUCCCAGGCCAAAGUUAACUGUCCAGCUUGUGUCCAUCUUGUUUCAGAGAUGCUGAAUUUGUAUUUUCUCAUUUUUGCUGCCACUUAUGCUGAAUUUCCUGUUUCAUACAUGGUUCUAACAUUCUACCAUUCUAUGCUUAUUGCCUUUGAAAGGAGGGUCCUCGCUUUGAUGCUUCCAGUAUAACCUGGCUUUGGCCGCAAAGCUUCAUAAAUCCUCUUGGGAAAUUUUUUAAUGAAAAAGUAAAAUAAAAACUUAGGUAGGGAAAUUAGUUUCUUGUCUUUGUGUUAUCUCCCAUUGUUGAUUCGCCUCAUUUAUUUAAAGCCUCCAAACUUUUGGUAUUUUUGCACUGAUUAUUUACUUUGGAAUCCUAUGGAGAAAUCUAAUUAGGAAUGUUAGGAAUCUCUAAUCACUAAAUAGCCUUGAGUUACACUAAGUUACAGAAAGUUGUUCUUAAAUACCAAACAUAAGAGUCCCAAGUAAAAAAAAAAAUGUUUUGUUUAUGUGAUUGAUAUUCACUGAUGAUUUUUAAAAAUAUUUCUAUAGAGUGCAAACAAAAAGAAACCAAUGAGUCUCUUCUAACUCAAAGUAUAAAUAUUGUAAUUAAUUAUAACACAAAUAUAAAAAUCUCAAGUCUCCUUUCAAAAAUUAAAAAAAUGGAUGUGCUGAAAUCUUUUCUAAUAAACAAAGUUUCUUGUCUAAAAGUUCUGAUUUUCUUUCUUAAAGGCUUCACCAAAAACAUUUGUAUCAUCUCUUUUUUUUAGAUUCAGAUUCUUUCAGAGUCUAUGAAAUUGAAGGUCUACGAAAAAGCAAGGAAGAAAAAAAAACUAGGAGAGUUGCACCAAAACCUUUUGCCCCAAGAUACCGCUCAAUGCCAGUGGAUCAAGACUGGACUAAUGUAUGGCCCUCUGCAGCAACAUUCAAAUGGGCAACAGUACCAUUUCCUGUUAGGCAAGGAUAUAUCAAGGUGUGUUUACAACAUGGUAAUGUUUCUCAUUUUUUAAAUAUCUUAAAACAACUAUGAUGCACAUCAGUUGCCUCUGUUUAAUUUAUUUAUUCAAUUGAAAAUUAUUUAUAAUUUUUGUUGCUUCAAAUAGUAAUUAAAUCAGAGAAAAUCAUGUCAUGGUUAUAUUUAAUACAUUUAAAGUCAAAGAUCAUUCCUAUUCUAACAUAACAGUCAUUUUGUUUACUUAGUCAUCUGCUGAAAAUGAAGGAGUGAUUCCAGCAAAAUAUGGCAAUUUAGAGUUGAUGAAAGGACCAAACUUUCUUCAUCUUACACCAGCUCACAUAAAAAAGCAUUGUGCUGCUUUGAAGAGUAAGCACAUCUCAUUUAUUUUGCCUUUUUAACAAUUAACAUUGCUUCAUUAUGUCUUUUUUUUUUGGUCAUCGGUUUACCUUGUAAACCAUUUAACUCUUUUAGAACUUAUCUUUCCUAUUAAUUAUAAAACCGCAUCUUAUUUCUCUGUUAGUACCCUAAGCUACAAUGUUUUUGCUUCUGCAUUAUACUUCCUACUUUGUUGUGAGGAUAAACUGGAGCAAGUGUGUCCAUUGAAUUGCCUGCGGCUAAGUCCUAUUCUGUACCCCAUGGCAAAAGAAUAAAAUUACUUAUAAUUCAGUGUAUUGAAGUAGUGCCAGGUCUGAUACAUUGCAUUCACUAACAAAAAAUAAGAAUCAAUCUCUAUCCUAAAAUUGUUAUUUUUAAGGAAUGUAAUUUAGCUCAUGCUUGUUUUAAUGGAUGAGAUCCAACCAAAUGGUUUCCCCAGAAAUGUUUGCCUAAAAAGAUUUAACACCACUGAAAUAUUAAGGAAUUUUUGCUUUCACUUUCAAAUUUGGUUUCAUUGAUACAGAAUUUUGCACUCCUUGGCCAGAAGGUCUUGAAACUGAUGGAAAAUGUCGUCAUCACUUCCCAGUAGAGUCUAUCACAAGUGACUACGUAUUUGCAGCACCUUCAAUAAGAGAUGAAAGAGCAAGAUUUGUAACUAUAAAGGUUUGUUUUUUUAUUAGUAAUCAAGUUUAAUGUUGUAUUCUGUUUGAAUACAAAUGGUUUAAAAUUGAAAAAUUAACAUUAAUUUAUUUUUAAAUCCACCAUUGACUACAGUCUUUGGCCUGUAACACCUAAUUAAAAUCUUGCUCUUUUCAUUUUAAAUUUUAAGGAAUAAUUGUGUUUAUUUUUUUUAAUUUUAGGACUAUAAAUAACCCACCAAACAAAGGUGGCAGCAAUGCAUGAACUUCUCAUCUACCAAAGUUACUUGAAAAAACAUGCACCUCAAUUAGUAAAAUAAAUAAAAGCACUGUUGUUGUUUUUAAGAAUCCUAUUUAGAAAUAGGAAAUUUAUGGUGUGUGCUACGGAAACCCUAAUUGUGCAAUUUUUGUGGAAUGUUCUUUUUUUGCGCACUUUGAACACAGCCUUACAUAUAUUACCUAGAGAAUUAUUAUUUGCGAUCAUUUCAUAUUAAAUUUAAAUCAAUCUGGCAAGAUUAUUGUGUUAAUUUUCUCCAUGGCAUUAAAAACUAUUAUGUUAUAUUAUUUCUACUUGUUUUCACCCAUCCAAAAUAGCAGAAAAGGGCACUUAAAUAAUUGUUCUAAUUUCACUUUGUCGUCCUUAUUUUUGCCUCAUUCAAUUUUACCUUUCAGUUUUACCUGUCAGACCUUGAACUAGAUUAUCAUGCAAGAGACAAGUUUAUUCGAUUGGUUGGAACUCGCUACAACAAAGACACAGAUGAAGUAACAUUUGAAAGUGGCAGGUAGGUUACUGUAUUGUUACUUCUUAAAUUUUGAUGGCAUUAAUUCUGGUAAUUAAAUAGUCUUUUAAAAAAUUUAAGCAAGUGAAGUGGGUUGUUAAUAAGUAUAUGAGUGUAAGAACAACUCAUUUUAUAAUGAGUGUAUGAGAGUAAGAUUAUUGAAGUUGAUAAUCAUUUCUAAGUGUUUUUAAAAUGCAAUAACUGUACUUUUUAAAAUAUUUUAGAUGCCCCUUGAAAGCACAAAACUUAGACUUCCUUAAAUUUGUGCUAACUGCUCUUUACUUUGAGUCUUGGGUAAGUAGAUAUACUCUUUGCUAACAAUGAAAAACUCAAAAAGAAAUGUUUUAGACUGCAAAUGGAAAAGUUUCCCCGGGGGCAAUGCCUGAAUAUUGCACCCCCCUCCACCCACCCACUACCCCCAGCCUGAACAUGGCUCUGCACCCCAACUCUCCUUUUCAUCAAUAAAUGAUAUAUGUUACACAAACAAAAUAUAAAAUAUGUUGUUUUUUUUUAUCUACUACAAUUGUGCCUAUAAUAAGCUAACUAGCACUUGCACUUAAUGGUUAGAGUUUUUGCCUGUAGAAAAAAAUGUACCUCUUCCAUAUAAAUUUUUAAAGAUGCCGAUUCAGUGGUGUUGUUUUUCAGGAUAACAUCUCAGUACUUUUUAUGUGACCUCACAAAAUGGCAUUAAAUAUUAGGUUUUAAUAUGAAACAGUCUUGGGGGUUUUGUAGGGCUAUAGAACUUUGAACAUUCAUGAAUAUGGUGUUGAUUGCUUUUCAGUUGAUUGAAUUAGUGUAAUCAGAUUUUGCUGGCUGUAUUGGAACAAAUUGAUGCAUUUAUUACUUUCUGUUACAUGCUGAGUUAAAACUUCAGUUGUUCAUCUCUACUUAUAUUAUCACAAAAUAUCAUUUUUAAACACAUUUUUAAAGUUUUAUUUGUAUAAUGUUAGGGAAGAUUUGGUGGAAAAAGGAACAUAACUUAUAGUUUCUUUAUAAACUUUGUUUUAUGGCUCAUGCUUGUGUUAGUAUGACAAUAAAACUUCACACUCACAGUUCUUAAUCAUCAUUUUAUUUUCCAGAAAUAUGAGAGUUGGGAAAAACUCAAAGAACUAUCUGAUAUGGAGAGAUAUUUUUGGGACCUGAAUGCUUCACGAAAAAAAUGUACUUCAUUGCUGAGAACAAUCAAAUCUUUAGAUGAUGUGAGUUGUUGUGUUUAAUAUAACUGUUGGUAGUCAUGCAAUAAUUGGUGCCUUAUUUGUAAAAGAGUUGUCUGCCCUAAAUGAUGUGAAGUCCCAUUGAUUUCCUUACACAAAAGUGUAUUUUAAAACUGACUUAAUCAUAUUUAAUUUUUAAAGAUAACAUUACGAAAUUGAGACUUUUAAACUUGAACAUAGCAUAAAACUUAGGAAUAUGCUAAUAAAGAUAGUAAAAAGACAUUUUCACAUGAAAAAAUGUUGUGCUUUACAAGUAACACCAAUAAUUUUUUAAACCUCAAAAGUUUUUAAAAAUUUAUUGAGACAUGUGGACACACUGCUGACAUCUUGCUGCCUUGAAUUCAGUCUAGUUUAACUGUUACAGGAAAGACUGUGUGUGGUAAAUUUUAUAGCAUAGACCUGAUUGAUCGAGCACUAUUGUUUUUAGCAUACAUUACAAAUAGGAUAAAUAAGUUUUGGCCUUUUUACAUUUGUUUUAGCACUGCAAAAAUCUGUAGUUCAAAUUUUACAUUAUUAAAUAAUGUUAUGACAAGUGGUGUAGCGUCUUCUUCUUCUUCUAUAUUUUGAGGACCCACAAUCAAUGUUUUGAUCCUUCUGUCCCCAUGGGCCCCCAGCAACUUUAUGGAGAGGCCCCACUCCAACAGUUACUGAACUAAACCAGUUAAUGCAUUGUAAACCUGAUUGUGAUAACAUCAUUUUUAUUAAGUCCAUUUGAUAGUUUAAAGAUCAAUUCAGUAAAUACAGGAAUAUUUUUAAAAUAAUUGAAAAUAUGUUUAUGUAACCUGUUGCUGUAUUAUUUGUUUGUCCUUUUUAAAUAAAAUCUUAAUUGUUUUCUGUUCCCAGUCAUCCGAGUCAAAUAGUGACAAGCUGAAUUACCUCCCUCCAGAUGUUUCUGACGAUGAAGCUCUAUGCAGCUUACCUGAGGUCAAUAAGUACAAAGUUGCCAUUGAGGAAAUAUUUAAUGAAGGGGAAAAUAUUGACACAAUAAACCAAUAUAAAAAUGCUGUGAAAACAUUGCUAAAUAUUAAUAGUGAUGUUGUUUAAAUUAAAUAAUCUUGUGUAAAUAUAUUUGUGUAUGUAACAGUGUGGCAAUAAGACUUCUAAAGAUAGCAUUUUCUGUUCCUUUGAAAAAGUUUGUUUCAAACUUAUUAUAAAAUAAAAUUUAUGUUUAAAGAGAUUAUUGCCUAGGGUAAAGUUAUUAUGAGAUAGAUUGAUUUCAAACUGAUUUAAUGUAUGAUAUUCCAGCUAACUUUUGCAUUGCAACAAAUAAGUUUGAAAAGCUUGUGGUCAAUUGAUGUAUGAAUUCAAAUGAGAUGCAGUCUGAUAAUGUACUGUGGUGUUCAGGUUGGCUGUAUGUUCAUUCAAUCCACGUUGUAACAUAAAUGCUUUUUAAUAAAUAUAAUGUGCUAUAGAAAAA